UCGCCCAGCUGUUCGUCGUCUAACAACAAUCUCAGCAGCACGAACUGGAUAAUCUAUUUUCGUGUUGAAACAAUAACGUAGAAACCGUGUUACAGUCGCAGGCCCUUUGUUAAAACAAUCAGGAAUUGUUUAAACACGGAUAAACUAAGAAUUUGCUGCUGCGCACACAACUUUUUUUACAUUUAUAUUGGUGGAUAGAAAAAGUGAUUGCGAAAUACGACCAGCCUUCUGCAUUUGAAAACUCUAAAAGUUCGAGAGGCAGGCGCCAUACCGCUAGAACCGCUUAUGGCGGAGUCAGUUGAAGAACGUUCGGAAGACCUUUGAAGUACAUCCUCAGCCAGUAUUCGGAUCCCUGCCAGAAACGGAAACCUCAACAUGUUUUGACCUCGCACACCCAACAGCCGGAGCGCCUGUGGCUCUUCUUUAUCUCCUCGUCACCUGUUUCAGUGAAUAAGCACAUUCACCCACAACAAAGCACAUCAAACGCAUCUACAUUCGCCUAUCAUGUCCUUCUCCGACUUUGACGCCAUUUACGAGGAUGACCAGCUUGAGGAGCUUGAGCACUUUCAGGAUCAGACAGUGGCGCCGGUCCCGGAGCCCAUCAUUAUUCGCGGCGCUGGUAACAUGACCGUCUUUGGCCUGAGCAAUCGCUUCAACUCUGAGUUCCCCUGUGGCCUGCUAUCUCGCGUGGCUCCGGAGGAGUUUAAGGCUACGGUGGGUCGCAUCAAUGGAGUCCUGAAGAAAUCCCUGCCCGUCAACGUGAAAUGGCUAUUUUGCGGCUGCGUCUGCUGCUGCUGCACCCUCGGCUGUUCCCUCUGGCCCGUCAUCUGCCUCAGCAAACGCACGCAACUCACGUUGGACAAGCUGUUCGAAUGGGAGAAUAAUCAUUUAUAUCAUAAGCUGGGCCUGCACUGGCGACUGCAUAAGCAACAAUGUGAUUCCAAUUCCAUGAUGGAGUAUGUUAUUUUAAUUGAAUUUAUACCCAAAACGCCUAUUUAUCGGCCCGACUAAAUAGUGGGAUAAAGCCUGUAAAACGGGCAGGGGUACGGGCACGGUAACGCGGGGUCGUAAUGGUAAUUGUAAAAUAAACACUAGCUGCUAACACUUUGCUUUAGGCGUUUACCGAACACACUAACCCAUAGAUAUGCAGGCAAACUACACAAUGAGCAUUAACCAGUUUAGUGAACUCACAGAUUGUCUUUUUAAGCUAAAAAUAUUUAAUAUUUAGUUAAAAACAAAUUUUCCGAAAAAUCGUAGCCAGUAAGAUUGAUUGAUUUCUUGUAAUUGUAAUUGUAGGGCGCUUUAAUUUCCCUAAUUUCGUUUAGUUUUAAAUCCUAAUUUGUUUUUUAAACUAAUGCAAUAUUAAAUAAAUUUCUUGUUAGGAAAUUCGAAA
This is a messenger RNA of Drosophila bipectinata, 1393 nucleotides long. RefSeq names its product cysteine-rich hydrophobic domain-containing protein 2. NCBI's taxonomy places the organism in Eukaryota, Metazoa, Arthropoda, Insecta, Diptera, Drosophilidae. The record is from RefSeq and is a predicted model, not a curated record.